This is a messenger RNA of Neltuma alba, 2984 nucleotides long. RefSeq names its product general transcription factor 3C polypeptide 5. Gene Ontology annotation, cellular component: transcription factor TFIIIC complex. Gene Ontology annotation, molecular function: RNA polymerase III type 2 promoter sequence-specific DNA binding; RNA polymerase III type 1 promoter sequence-specific DNA binding. Bases 873 to 2675 code for a protein of 600 amino acids. NCBI's taxonomy places the organism in Eukaryota, Viridiplantae, Streptophyta, Magnoliopsida, Fabales, Fabaceae. The record is from RefSeq and is a predicted model, not a curated record. Gene Ontology annotation, biological process: transcription initiation at RNA polymerase III promoter. The transcript is spliced from 14 exons.
CUCUAUCUUCUCUUUGUACUGAUGCUAUGUAUUCCUAUGAGCACCCCAUUCCAUGUUAGAUAUCGCAAUAGCGCGUAAUAGCUUUUGUUCUCUAGUCCUUCGGAUGUGUGCACAAAGAUAGAAGUUCAUUGUGUGCUUGCGGGUGUCAAAUUUUGCAAAAUUUUGAUUUUGUUAAUGUGUAUGAAUGCCAGUCCCAAGUUCUGUGCUUGAGAAGUUUUUAUAACCAAAGUUACAUGUAAUAUUGCUUUGGCAUACAUCACAUGGAAGUAGAGUAAGUUGACAUAUGAUAGCAAUUAUCAUGCUUCAAACGUAGUUGUACACACGGAGACAUUCCCAGAAAAGAGUUUGAUCUUAUGUUAUGCGCUAGGGUUGUGGUUAUGGGCCGUCUUUGAUCUUCUGCUUCUGAGAGAUGUAGGUAUUUUUCACUUUUGACUUGAGCCUCUUAGGUUCACUCUUCACGGUUUUCUUUAGAAGGAUAUUUAAGCUCCUCCUCUCUGUAAUUCUUGUUCUUUUUUUCUGAUGAAAUUUCUUCUUUUAAACAGGCUGGAUGCAAUGAGAUUAGUAUAAUAAUCUGCUCUGAGAUCUGAAUCUUAUUACCUGCAUUAGGGGCUUGACAACUUAGCUUUUCUUGUGUAGUCAAUUGAUUUGUGGAAUGAAGAAUGCUGAUACUUUAUUUCUAGUCCCUAAAUAGUAUGUACGUCUAGCUUUGUGCAGCACAGCUCAAAGUAAAUCGGAGCAGCAUGGUUAUAUUUGUCUUAAAUUUUCCAUUUCAAUGUUCCUUUCAUCCCAGCCCCUCCUUUUGUGGGUAGUUUAGUAAUUAACCAUCUAUGUCCAAUACUCCAAUGUAGUUUAAGCAUGAUACCUUGUUUUUGAUGGUUAAAAAGGUCAACCUAAUAAAACAUGUGAAAUCUUUUUGGCAGAGUGGAAAUUUCGUUGUAUAUUUAAUGGGAGUGAUUAAAGAUGGCACAAUCUCAGGGUUUCUACCUAGCCCCCGUGGAUUUCUUGUCCAUUAUCCUGGUUAUCCAUCAUCCAUGACUCGUGCUGUAGAAACUCUUGGUGGAAUUCAAGGCAUCCUCAAGGCACGCAGUUCACAAUCUGAGAAAUUGGAGCUCCAUUUCCGCCCUGAAGAUCCAUAUUCACAUCCUGCUUUUGGGGAGCUUCGUCCUUGCAAGAAUUUUCUUCUCAAAAUAUCUAGGGGAAAACCACAUGAUGGUCAUGAUGCUAAAGAUUCUGACAGCCUAUCAAAUAAUCAGAUGCAAAAUGAGGUGCAAACAACUCAAUCAAAAACGGAUACGACGGCUGUCACUGAAGAAGCUGAUAACCACAUACGUGCAGAUGGAGAGGCAAAUCUCAUUGCUGAUGUUGUUGCUCAUGUUCCUGAAGCUUAUUGCUUUAAUGGAAUGGUAGACUACCAACAUGUUAUUCCAGUUCAUGCCAAUAUUGCUCAGAGGAGGAAGAGAAACUGGUCAGAACUUGAGGAGCCUCACUUUGAAAAGGGUGGUCUCAUGGGUGUGGAUCACGAGGAUAUUAUGCUUAUAGUGCCCCCAAUUUUUUCCCCAAAAGAUGUGCCAGACAAUGUAGUUUUGAGACCACCAUCAUUGUCGGCAGGUUCAAAAAAGAGACAAGAGGUUAAUCCACAACUUGAAUUUGAGAUGGACAUAGAGUCAGUUCUUGCACUUGAUUUUGACAUUAAAGAGAUUCCAAAGAUAGUGAAUUGGGAAGAAUAUGUGCCCCAAGGCUCAGAUCAGUGGGAGUCACAGAAGGCUAUGAAUAGGCUCUUUGAUGAGCGGCCUAUUUGGCCAAAAGAUUCUAUCAAAGAAUGCUUACUUGACAAAGGCUUAAAUUUCUCAAAUGAGAUGCUUAGAAGGCUUCUUUCUAGAAUUGCAUACUACUUUUCCAGUGGACCAUUUCUUAGGUUUUGGAUCAAGAAAGGAUAUGAUCCUCGGAAAGAUCCUGAUUCUCGGAUUUAUCAAAGAAUCGAUUAUCGAGUACCAAUACCUUUAAGAAGUUACUGUGAUUCUCAAUUGGCCAACAAAAAGAAGCACAGAUGGGAGGACAUAUGUGCUUUUCGUGUUUUCCCUUGCAAGAUCCAAACGUCAUUACAGUUAUUUGAGCUUGUUGAUGAUUACAUCCAGCUGGAAAUAAAGAAGCCUCCCCUCCAGGCAACUUGUACUUUUGCUACAGGGUGGUUUUCACACAACAUAAUCAAUUGUUUUAGACAACGUCUUAUGAUGAGGUUUCUAUCAGUAUUUCCAAAACCUGGUGCAGAAAGCUUACUCAGAGCUGCCACUUCAAAGUUUGAAAAGUUAAAGAGGGACUGCUGUAGGGAAACCAUAAAGCUUGACGGAGAGGACAGCCGGCAAGCUAACUCAGGUCUGCAAGAGAAUGAAGAAGCGAUUGAUGCUGAAGAUAACGAGGAAGAUGCCGCUGAGGCUAACAACAGUGAUGAGGAAUGGGAUCCGUACGACGAACUUGAUUUGGCUGAAGAUGGUGAAAUGCCUUUGCCAUCACAUUCUUAUAUGAAUGCAGAGAACAUUUCAAGAACCCAUCUACAGGAGCUUUUUGAUAGCUUUCCUUCUAGCAGAUAUGAUGCUGACAGACCAGAAGAAAAUGUUAGUGAUGAAGAAUACCAGAUAUAUGAGCAAGAUAGUGAUGACAGCUACUCUGAUGAGUGAAUGUUAGCCUGCAAAAUUUUCUCCAGAUAUGCCUAGAUUUCUUUUAAAGUUGUCUUUCUUGUAUUUAUAUUGUUAAUUAAAAUGCAAUUUGUAGUUUUACUAGAGACACAAUAGGAAUAAGCCAAUGUAAAGCCAUAAUUGCUGCCUAGCUUCUCUGAUUCCCCCCCCCCCCUCCCUUUUCUUUUCUUUUUUCCCUGUCUUUCUCCAUUUUGCUGGGAAGCCUACAGUUAGUAUCAGUUGGAGGAUGGUUAAAGUCUGUUAUUUUGUUUUUUUGGCCAACAAAGUCUGUUAAUAUGUUGCUUUUAUGAA